AUGAGCGAUAAUCACGAAGACCAACCCAAUAUGAAAAUCGACCCCGCUCGCGCUGCUUCCUUGGCCGCAUCGCUGCAGUCCGUUUCCCAGCGGGUUGUGAAAGCUGCAAAUGGCCGGAAUGUGAGAACAGUGGCCGUCUCGAAGCUGAAGCCCGCGGCCGACAUUCUGGCUCUUUAUCAGGAAGCCAAACAGGAGCACUUUGGAGAGAACUAUGCUCAAGAGUUGAUGGAGAAGGCAGAGAUGCUGCCAAAAGAUAUCAAGUGGCAUUUUAUUGGUGGACUGCAAAGUAAUAAAUGCAAGCCCCUUACAACAGCCAUCUCGAACCUCUGGUGCGUCUCCUCAGUUGACUCGGAGAAGAAAGCCACUCAACUUUCCCUUGGCCGCUCCACUCAUACCUCCCUCGCUCCCUUGAACAUCCACAUCCAAGUCAACACAUCUGGCGAGGCCGCCAAAUCCGGCGCCACCCCAGGCUCUGAAACCACCACACUCGCAAAACAUGUCCUAAGCACUUGUCCACACUUAAACCUCCUCGGACUGAUGACCAUUGGUGCUAUCGCGCGAAGCAAGGAGAUGAAAGCCGGGGAGGAGAACGAAGACUUCAGGAUACUGAAGGAGGAGCGCGAUCGAUUGGAAACAGAGCUUAAGGAGGAACUGGGAGGCAGGAAACUAGAGUUAAGUAUGGGUAUGAGUGAGGAUUUUGAGGGCGCGAUUAUGAUGGGCAGUGAUGAGGUCCGCGUCGGAAGUACCAUAUUUGGGGAGCGGCCUAAAAAAGAAGAGUUCACUGUUAAGUAA
Venustampulla echinocandica is the source of this 792-nucleotide messenger RNA. Its product is annotated as PLP-binding barrel. Gene Ontology annotation, molecular function: pyridoxal phosphate binding. Lineage: Eukaryota; Fungi; Ascomycota; Leotiomycetes; Helotiales; Pleuroascaceae. The transcript has 3 exons. The coding region runs from base 1 to 792 and encodes 263 amino acids. Gene Ontology annotation, cellular component: intracellular anatomical structure. The record is from RefSeq and is a predicted model, not a curated record.